AGAUAUUUUAGUUCAAUGCUGAUUUUUGAGUACGAUUGUGGGGAGAGUCUUAGCCAGGAACAAAUACGAUCUAUGGGUUCAAUACCUCCUGAGCUGACCCUAGCUGAAAGAAUGGAGGAUCUAGUACUGGGAGGAAAGUUUAAGGUUCUGCCUAGCACAGAUCAAAUCAAGGAGUUGCAGACCAUUAUUAGGGACAAGGCAACCUCCAGGUCGGAUUUCAAGUUUGUCGCGGACAGGUUGAUCAGGAUGGUGAUAGAGGAGGGGUUGAACCAGCUGCCAUACACCAGCUGCGAGGUGACAACACCUACAGGCUGUUCAUAUUCAGGACUCAGGUAUGAGAAGGGAAACUGUGGAGUAUCUAUUGUUAGAUCUGGAGAAGCAAUGGAAAAAGCGCUUCAAGACUGCUGUAGAUCUAUGCGUAUUGGAAAAAUUUUGGUUGAUUCGGAUUCUGAGACUCAUGAGGCUCGGGUAGUUUUUGCCAAGUUCCCUGAUGAUAUAGCUAACAGGAAGGUUCUCCUGCUCUACCCUAUCAUGAGCUCAGGGAACAAGGUUGUCAAGGCAGUUAAAGUUCUCAAGGAUCAUGAUGUUCCAGAGAAGACAAUGUCCUAUACACUCUACCAGGGGACAAGGAUAGGACAGGCUCUCAAAGAAGCACUCGAAGAAAUGGAGGAGUAUGAGCAGAUUAGUCCCAAUGUGAAGAGAACUAUAAUGAGAAAGUUUGAUGAAACUAUCUGUGAUACUCUACAGAAUCAAGUGGAUAACCGACUCAUCAUGCGAGCUGAUCGCCUCUGGUCAUUCAGAUUUUGUGAUUCUGUCUGGCAGCUUCUUCUGAAGAAUGUUGAGUUCUUGACCAGCUCAGGGAACCUUGUUGCAUCAGUUAACGGCAAGGUGAAGAUAGUUGCAUGUGAUGCUCGGAAACCUGAUCGAAGAUGAUUGAUCUGAUGAUUUCUCUCCUGUUCUAAUCUAGUUCAUUACAAUCAAUCCGAUUUUAUUAAUCAGUUAUAUCAAUCACACGUUAGAUUACAUUCGUUAAAAUAUUUCAAUGACUUAUUUCCAUUAGAAAACAUUCACUUAUACAACAUCAAGAUGCUUCAUUUAGGAUUCAAACAUCAACAUAUUUCAUUGAUAAAACAUUUAAAUGAAAAUCUUCUUUAAUCACAAAUCAGAGUUCAGUUUUCUAAAUUCUUUUUGUUUACACUUUUAGUAUGUAUAUUAUUUCUAUCAGAAUCCACUCAAAACCAAAGAAUUUUCCGCAUUUGAGAUUUGAUUUUAGUUGAUCUGCAUGCGUUUUCAUUAUUAUUCUGUACAUGUUACAUAAUUGCAAAAAUAAAGUCAAGACAAUUUGA
Eurytemora carolleeae is the source of this 1346-nucleotide messenger RNA. Its product is annotated as uracil phosphoribosyltransferase homolog. Gene Ontology annotation, cellular component: transcription factor TFIIA complex. Gene Ontology annotation, biological process: RNA polymerase II preinitiation complex assembly; transcription initiation at RNA polymerase II promoter. Lineage: Eukaryota; Metazoa; Arthropoda; Copepoda; Calanoida; Temoridae. The coding region runs from base 16 to 933 and encodes 305 amino acids. The transcript has 9 exons. The record is from RefSeq and is a predicted model, not a curated record. Gene Ontology annotation, molecular function: TBP-class protein binding; RNA polymerase II general transcription initiation factor activity.